UAUAGCCGAUGCCCCACCGUACCAAACGAGGACGAGAUGCCGAGUCAUAUCGAGACAGCGAUGCAGCGAUGGUUCAGGGAGUAUAUCCCGGACGAGGAUGACACCUUGGGUGAACUUCUGGCACACUAUCACCGACGAUGGAGGAGGGCUAUUCCCUAUGGGAUCGAUGGCGCGGAGGCCAUUACGCUUUUGAUUCCACUACUGCCACCUUUGUGGCGAGACUGGGCGACAUCUUUAGUGCCCCAGUACGUAGAUACUACCUGGUUGGAGGGCAUCAGGUACGGAGACCUUAGUGGCUUCAUCGCGACGCUGAGCCACCGUUAUUUUGCUCAUGGCGAUCCGCCUUCACCGCCGUAUGGAGAGCUUGAGGGACCAGCCCAGGGAAGGGAGCUAGUUGUUGUGCCUCCACCUCUCGAGGAGCCGUUUCUGAUGGCACCUCUACCCCCAGCUGAUCCGAUUUCAGUUUCUCUCGAGUCUGAUGAUCCAGAGCCGAUGGUUUUCGAGCCGUACUCACCUGGGAUUGAGCGUGAUCCGUUUGCGUUUGUAUCACUUAUUCCUUCUCCCAGCGCUGAUUUCCCGCCUUGGGAUUUGACACCGGCGACGACACCGUUGCCAUUGCCACCUGCUGAGUCGGCACAGCUGAUUGUUUCUACUGAGUCUGAGACGCAGCAUGUUCCUUCUGAUCCAUAUCCGAGGGUUGCCCCGCUGCCUGAGCUUGGCACUUUGGCUUUUCAGACGUACAUGCACUCGAUUCUAUAUUCACCGUACCGAGACGCUCAGGAGGGAGGAUCUCGGCCGGCACGCUCCGAUAUGGAUGAGUCAGACUACGACAGCCCGUAUUGA
Molecule: messenger RNA, 843 nt
Organism: Salvia miltiorrhiza (redroot sage)
Lineage: Eukaryota; Viridiplantae; Streptophyta; Magnoliopsida; Lamiales; Lamiaceae
Exons: 3
Coding region: 37-843 (268 amino acids)
Source: RefSeq, a predicted model, not a curated record